Molecule: messenger RNA, 5066 nt
Organism: Stylophora pistillata
Lineage: Eukaryota; Metazoa; Cnidaria; Anthozoa; Scleractinia; Pocilloporidae
Source: RefSeq, a predicted model, not a curated record
UUCCGGGUAUUUCUGGAUGUGCGCACGAAAGAAUUCCAUCUGCACCCUGUCCUAAUUGGAGAUAUUUAAAUUUUUAAACCUGAAUAGUUGAAGCAUAAACAACUGGUUUUUUCUACGCAGCUUAGAAAAUUGUCCAAAAGCUAGUACAGGGUGGCACUUCACACUGCUUUCUUCACGUUGGGAGACCUCGAGGAAGCAAAGCAACUGCCAUUGUUAAGAUUAGAGAAAUGGAAGCUGAUGCAUUACGAGAGCUACUCAGAGGAAGAGACUUGAUAUUCACAUGCACGUUUCUAGGGUGUAAAGAUGUGGUGAUGGGACCAGAUGUGAAAGGUGUGGGUGCCCAGGUUUUAAAGAAAUUAAUGGCAAGACAACCAAUAUAUUUUCGUGAUGGGUGCAAAUUCAUAGAAGGUUAUAAAGUACAAAUCAACUUGAAAAAUGUCAGGAUGGAGAACCUAUCCUCUCAAAAGUAUGAACACUCCAUCAACGGAAUAUCAUUCAUUACUGGACACCCAGCUGACAAAACAAUAUUUGGCUAUUAUGUGCGCAGUCAACCUUGCCCCACUGGAUAUAAGUGCUUUGCUGUUAAGUCCAACCAGGCAACGCUAAUCGUUAAAAUCUUGAGGAAAGUUGUGGAAGUUGCGAAUAAUACCAGAAAAGAGGCGGGAUCAUCAAAGGAGCGCCCAGGCAGGUUAUCUCAAAAGACGAAAGGUGGCAAUGGCAUUCGGUCAGUUGAUAACCGUUAUGGUUUGGAGGUUGGAUCUAUGGUAGAAGUUCCAAAGGCGAAUGUUGUUCUCAGAUAUGGUGUCGUUCGCUGGAUCGGAAGUUUUCCACAAGUGAAGGAAAAGGUGGUUGCAGGCCUGGAAUUGGAAGAGGAAGAGUCUGCAUGUUUAGAUGGAACUUUUCAAACAAAAAGAUACUUCACCUGUCCACCAGGAAAAGGAUUGUUUGUUUUGUUAAAGCAUUGCCGACCAGAUUCACGAUUAGACCAGCGACCGACAGAAGAAAAGGAGCAUGAAGGAAAUGUUCACAGGCUGGUACGAGAACUGGAGGAGCAGGUAACACAUCUACAAGCAGAACUACGAGAGAAAGAGCUGAGAGAGAACAACUUACAUGAACAGCUGAAGGAGAAAGAACAACGUGAAGAAAAUUUACGAAAACAAUUACUUGAGGUGGAGCAGCAGCUGACAAACUUACGAGGACAAUUACAAGAGAGAAAUGAACAACUAAGGGAUGUCACCCAGCAAAUGACGAUUGUCCGAGGGCAGCUACAAGAAAAAUAUGAAGAAACUGCUCAUUUACAGAAUCAAUUGGAGGAAAAAGACCAGGAAAUUAUUGAAUUGGAAACAACUCUGUCUACUGCUCAGGAUGAGUUACGUGAUUAUCAACGCCAACAGUCCCCCGAGUGGGUCAUUUCACGGGAUCGCAUUCAACUGACUGGUAAAUUUCUCGGCAGAGGAGGCUGGGAAAGUGUUGUCGAAGGCAAAUAUUGUGGUUGUUCUGUUGCAGUGAAACAGAUUCAUGAGUUGAUUCUCUCUCCUCACAACCUCAAAUUAUUUGAGCGAGAAAUGGAAAUUGCCUCAAGAUGCCGCCACCCUUGCUUGCUGCAGUUCAUCGGAGCUACAAAUGACGAAGGGAAUCCACUGUUUGUAACAGAGCUGAUGGAAACAAGUUUACGCACUCUGUUGGAACAGAGAGCUCUUUCUGAGGUUGAAAUCUCUUUUAUUUCUCUGGAUGUUGCUCGGGCACUAAACUACCUUCACCAAAAGCAACCAUCUCCCAUUAUUCACCGCGACAUCAGGAGUGCAAAUGUGCUACUCUGCCGACAAGGGGAACACUGGCGAGCCAAAGUGUCAGAUUAUGGAACUGCCAACUUUAUGCAGCAGACCAUGACAGUUGCUCCUGGUGCUAUGAUAUAUAGUGCCCCUGAAGCAUUUACUAAAAUUCAAACCGUCAAGGUUGAUGUUUACAGCUUUGGCGUCCUCCUCUGUGAGAUGUGCAUCCGAGAAAUGCCAGAUCCAGAAAAGCGUGUGAGGCAAGUUGCUAUGGUUAAAAACAAAUUGAAUCGAGCCCUUAUCCGUGGAUGUUUGCAAUCAGAGCCUGAGGCGAGACCAAGUAUACAGGAGAUCAUUGAUGAACUUGAGGAACCUAAUUAAAAUAGGUUGGUCGGUACAGCUAUAAACAAUGUAAAUGUAAUGGUAUUUAUGUUACAAAGGUCAUUUCUGAUAUAAACACUGUAAUGGUAAAGGGUAUGUAUGUUACAGAGGGACAUCUCUUGUGUAUGUAUCCCCCUAGAAUAUAAAGACAUGAUUAGAUUGAUUUUACUCAAAUUAAAUUCAAAAAUUUAUUUUUAUACUCAGGAUGUAGAAAGGCAUGAAAUUCCAAAGGAAUUGAAUGGAAAAUAAUAGGAAUACUGUUAACUGAAGACAUUUACCAUGUGGGAGAUUGUCCUUUUUAAGUAGUGUGAAGAAAGACUUUAUGAGCAAACAAGUUUUUUGAUUACCUUUUUAGCUACUACAGUAAGGGGAUGUCAUUUUUAUUCCUCAGUUUUAGCUAAACCAAUUUGAGUCACUGGCGUGCGAUUGGUUAAAUGCCCAUUAUGCCUCUUACCAUAUGCCUGGCACUUUUAAGGUUAUUACGCAGUACUGCACUGAACGUUCUUUCUGCGAAUAAUUUCACACCCAAUUACUGCGCGCACAUUUAAAAAUUGGAGACUUUUCUUAAUGGUCGUUGCUUACCAGAGGUAAAUUGUCACCUUCUUCAAACGAGCACGUCGAUCUAUCAUUUUUAUUCUCUCCUGAAGUUGGGUAAUGACUUUAUUCUCGUACAUUAAAUGUCAGUAGAAUUCAAUUUUUGAAAACGCAAAUUUUGCACGAACUGGUAACUAUAGUUUACAAGAUAUUAUGGAAAUUAUUUGGGUACGUAUACUAGGUACCGCUGCUCCUAAACGAAAACUGGGAUCUCAAUUUUCAAUUUCAAAAUUUGCAUUCCAACACGAUAAUGUGGAGAAUCAUGACUUAUUACUCCCUGAUCAUGACUUAUUACUCCAUAAUCAUGACUUAUUACUCCCUAAUCAUGAUCCAUCGCUCCAUAAGGAUUCAGUCUUGGAACUUUUCAGCAUGUAGAGGGCAAUUUUUGCCUCUUUAUAAGGUCUGUAAGGAAAAUAUGAUUCCGUCCAUUUUUAACCCGUUUAUUUCUACCCUCCUUGAUUAUGUUCCUUAAAGAGAGCCAAGUUACAUGUGUAUACUGUUGUACAGAAUUUAACACAGCUCAGGCUACCUACCUCUUUAAGUAAUGAGAAGAGGAGGGGAGGGACUGCUACAGUUAUUGAAGGUAAAGAAAUCUUUCUUGUUCUUUCCUGUUUUGAGUUAUUAACUUUGUGUAUCAAAAUAAUGGGGAAGAGAGAGGCAUAACUAGUUUGGCGCAAAAAAAAUUUUUGUUUGAUUUCCCCAUUUACCAGCCCUCCCUACAAACAAAUAGGGAACACUCUGUUAUUGUAAAUAACAAUCUUGCUCAUUCUAACAAACUUCAUUGUAGCAAUCCCCAUAAAUGCUUUUAAGUUAAAUCAACGGCAGGAUUAGUUUGAAAAGUUACAGCUGUAAUAGGAAUGUUUAUAAUAGUUGUUUAAAAAGCUACAAAUUAAGUAGAAGACUAAGCUAUGUUGCAGUAAGUUAAUUAAGUGAGGGUAGACUAAGGUAUAAUACAAAAUAUUUUAGUUUUCGUAGAUAAGUAAUAAGAUGCCCUGGAGAACAAACCCAGGGUCCUAGAUAUACUUUUACAAAUAUGAUGUAUAUGGCAUUUCCAGGAAAGAUUUUCAUUAAUGAGUACUCCAAAAAAGUUGACCAACCGUGGUCGACUUAGUAAGAAACCUUCUAGUGACAUGCGUAUAUCGCUAUUAAUUAGUUUUAUUUAGUCUUAAAUUCUACAUAAUUAGUCUUCUUGAUAUUUAAGUAAAGCCAAUUUACGAGCUAAGUGGCUCAUCAGGCAGGCACUUAACUCCCGUUUCCGUAGCAUGAAGCGACUAGAAACAUUCACGCUACUCCCCACUGGAUUGAAUGUUAGCCCAUCGCAGCGUUACCCCCAACAUUAAAUUCGCUGGUACCUAUUUAAUUCUCCUGGGUGAAGAGAGGCAUUGUGAGAGUAAAGUGUCUUGCCCAAUAACACAACACAAUGUCCCCGGCCAGGGCUCGAACCUGGACCACACAAUCCGGAGUCGAAAGCAGCAGACAUAAGGCCAUUUCCCCUCUCAUUUCUUGAUAUUUACCCAUAGCUUAUAGGUUUUAAUUCAGGUAUUAACAUAUUCAAGUUUGUCGUCGAAACGGUAGUUAAUUGACCGACAUCCGAAUGAGAAUAGGAUAUACUAUUAUGUCAGUGGACAGGAAUAUCUAUGUAUACAUGUUUUUGGGCCAAAUAUGGGCAAUCGUUUAUAUUAUUUUGCUACAGAGUGAGUCAUCGUCUUUUCCAAACAGAGUUUGGGAUUUAUGCGUAUUGAUGACCCAUAGUGAUAAAUAUAUACACCAAUGAUUCUUGAAGCUGGACAAUUAAAAGUUUCGCAGAUGUGUGUAAAUUCAUAAUGUAGCUUUAGUCGUUCCAAGCAAGGAGAAAGUACUAAGACGUUUCUCUGAAAGUUACACACUAUUUUAAAAGCGCCAAGCUUGUCGAAAUGUAGUAUACCGAAUUCGUAAUAUGGCCCACCUUUUCAACAAUAACAGACGCUAAAUGGGCACUGGUCUUCAAGUAGGUAAUUUUAUUCUUUCAAAGUAUUUUUAUCGUUGAAUUUUAUAAAGGCAGGGUAGUUUUAAACUAACACGACUGACCAAGUUCUCAGGUUAGAAAAUUUAGAAAAGUUGGUUUUAUGAUCUGAGACACAAUUCAAUAGUAAGUUUGUGACUCAGUUUAAUUAGUGUUCAUUCUUUUCCUUCAGUAAUUGGUUAUGAUGAUACAUAAAAUUAUGGUUUCCCCAGAGUGUUUCUAAGUUAGCCCACUCAGACUUUUUGAGCUUCCUCCACUUCUUUAGCUUUUUAUAUCAUGGAAAAAUAUUCCAAUAAAUAUCUUAAGUUGAUUUUAAA